Molecule: messenger RNA, 213 nt
Organism: Mesorhabditis spiculigera
Lineage: Eukaryota; Metazoa; Nematoda; Chromadorea; Rhabditida; Rhabditidae
Source: the annotation of a GenBank genome assembly
AUGCUGAGCCGAAGCGCCCGCCAGACGAUCUCGAUUGGUCGCCAGCUUUCCAACGGGGCCACUCGACGGGUUACCCUCAUCCCUGGUGAGGGCAUCGGCCCCGAAAUCUCCAAGGCCGUCCAGGAAAUUUUCGAAUUGUUGAGCAGCCCGAUUGUUUAUGCUCUCUUCUUCUUCGGGCAGCUAAAGUGCCAGUCUCUUGGGACCCCGUCGACG